Molecule: messenger RNA, 1545 nt
Organism: Penicillium oxalicum
Lineage: Eukaryota; Fungi; Ascomycota; Eurotiomycetes; Eurotiales; Aspergillaceae
Exons: 2
Coding region: 1-1545 (514 amino acids)
Source: RefSeq, a predicted model, not a curated record
AUGGCUGUCGUUCCCAGCCCAUUUGACUCCGAGUUUGAUGCAGCCGUCGCAAAGGGACUUGACGAAUGGAAAGUGCCCGGGAUCAACAUUGCUGUUAUUUGCAAUGGACAUACAUUCUCUAAGGCGUACGGCCUCGCCAGUUUUCCAGACACACCAAUGACUACAGACAAAUUGUUCUCGGCGGCAAGCACCACAAAGGCCUUCACGGCAGCGGCUGCUUCCAUGAUCAUCGAGGAGAGUAAGAAUUCCUCAUCUCCGAUAGACUGGGAUACUCCGCUUGCUUCCAUCAUUCCGGAGGACUUUGUCCUCUCAGAAGAGCACGCAACCGCGCACACGACUCUAGAAGAUGCUCUGUCUCAUCGAUCCGGUAUUCCUGCCCACGACUGGGGUCUGCUCUGUGGAGACAAGAAUGCAACUGUGCAGGAGAAUGUCCGCACGCUUCGAAACCUACCGCUGUCUGCUUCUCCACGGACUGAGUUCCAGUACACGAACCAAAUGUACAUCGCGGUAGGACAUGCCCUGCAGACAAAAGUGGGAGAGCCACUUGGAUCAUUCUUGAAAAGGCGGAUUUGGAGCCCUCUGGGCAUGGAAGAAACCUUCUUCUCGAAAGAGGAAGCCAGAAAGGAUCCUAAGGCCGCAGCUAAGAUCGUGUCGGGCUACCGCUGGAUUGCCGAAGAGAAUGGUGGGCAUUGGAUUGAAGAGCCAGAGGCGACAUGGUGCGCAAAGACAGCCGCCGGAGGCAUAGUCAGUAAUGUCUUGGAUUACUCGCGCUGGGUGCAAGAGUUGCUCGAUCGUGACGGCCCGCUGAGCGGUCACGACUCCCUCACCAAACCUCGAAUUUUCAGCUUCGAGCAAGGUCCCACGGAUUACCCAAUGCCUUAUCAUGGAUACGCAUUGGGCUGGUUCGUGUGGAACUAUCGUGGCGAGCACCUCUACUCACAUACCGGCGGCUGGCCUGGCUACUCUAGCUAUGUGGGAAUAAUCCCGGAGAGGAAAUUUGGCAUGGUAUUAAUGGCAAAUUCUUCAUCGGCGGGCUGUCUCAACUCGCAGUUAUCCAUCCACCUCAUGGACAAGAUUCUUGGGCUAGCGCAUGACCCAGUGCAUGAACGAAAGAUGGCAGAGUUGUGCGCUCGACAGGAAGAGGAAAGGAUGAAACUCAUCAAUCAUGAGGAUGAGAAUGUGGAAGCUAUCAAGCAAAGGCUGUUCCCUUCCCUCGCAAGCCCUCCAAUACCUCACUCUCUCCCUCUGCACAAAUACACCGGCGUCUACAGGCAUCCAACUGGCUUCUGGCUUACCAUCGUUCUGGACGAUGAGGGCAAUCUUAGCCUUCAAAACUCCCAUGGUGCUAUUCCUGUUGACUUGGCCCUGAUCCAUGCGAGCGGUGAGUUCUUCGUCGCAAAAUUGAGAACGAGCAACCCUCUGCCCCUGGAACCCUUUCCCGCAGAGUUCCAUGUCACUGCUUCUGGAAAUGUUCAUACAAUCGGACUACCCCUUGAGCCAGCACUGAAAGAGAAGAAGAUUUGGUUUGAAAGGGAUGAUUCAUGA